AUGGUUAAAUUCAAAUGCAAUGAUCGUGAUAGGGUGAGGGCAGUGUGUGCAGGGAAUUGUAACUGGCUUAGAGAUAUGCUACUUAACUAUCUAGACAGCAUAAUUGGGAUAUGGGAACUUUUAAGCAGCAGGCCAGUGAUAGGAUUUGAUGCUUGCCAUAUAAAAGGUCAUCACCCUGGACAAUUGUUAUCUGCUGUUGGUGUGGAUCAUAACAAUGGCAUGUAUCCGAUUGCGUAUGCAGUGGCUGAGAGGAUCUUGGAAUCGAAACAGCACAGGAGACAUCCUUAUCACAGACAAGCAAAAGGCUUGAUUGAUGCAGUACAUGAUAAUUUUCCAAUCGCUGAGCAUAAACAAUGCCUCAACCACUUAGUGCCAGUUUGGCAUUGCUUAUUUGGGGUGAUAAGUGAUUUUUAA
Molecule: messenger RNA, 414 nt
Organism: Prunus armeniaca (apricot)
Lineage: Eukaryota; Viridiplantae; Streptophyta; Magnoliopsida; Rosales; Rosaceae
Source: the annotation of a GenBank genome assembly